Messenger RNA from Phragmites australis (common reed), 1110 nucleotides. Its product is annotated as cyclase-like protein 1. The record is from RefSeq and is a predicted model, not a curated record. NCBI's taxonomy places the organism in Eukaryota, Viridiplantae, Streptophyta, Magnoliopsida, Poales, Poaceae. Bases 326 to 943 code for a protein of 205 amino acids. Gene Ontology annotation, molecular function: arylformamidase activity. The transcript has a single exon.
UCUUGCACCAAAAAAAAAAAAAAAUCGAAGCUUUGAUUUGUCGUGUAUGCGCAUAUGAUCUUCUUAGCCUCCUCGGAAGAACAUGAAUACAUGAUUGAUAGAAAUCAUCUGAAAUCCAUGCGCUAGUAGGUAGAAACACGAUGCGGGGAUAAGGGGAAAUUGAGGAGGCUGGAAGACGAGAUUGAAAAAGAAUUGCUUAGGGUGGCUCGGCAUCUACGUGGUGCUCGGCAUCUUUUCGGCUAUUGCUCUCAAAUCUCAAAAGAGCCACAAAUUUUUUUUAACUUGAAACUCGUCAGUAUCUUUCCUUUAUCUUAAUAAUUUAAGCAUGGGCCAAAGCCAAUCUAUUCGGUGUCUGAAAGAUUCGAGUGCUAUCAAAAGCCGCAGUGUUGAGCAGCUGAGUUCCACUGUGCUCCGUUGCUGCUCACUUUCUCGUCUUGUGAGUUGUGAGCUUGUGGUCAUGUCUCCUCCUCCGAUGGCAAUGCUCCUGCUCGCCGCCACAAUAGCACCCUUCGCUCUUGUCGCUGGCGGAGGCGGCAUCGCCGUCCACCCAGCUUACGCGGACGACGGCGCCGGCACGUGCGGUCCGGGCGCGGCGGUGGGGGCGCCUCGGCUGGAGGAGUACGACGGCGGGCGCAUCGUGGACAUCACACACGCGUACCGGCCGGAGCUGCCGGCGGUCGGACCGGACGGGCUGGGCCCGGUGGUGCAUCUGACGAUGUCCAUGGCGAACGGGACGCUCUUCAACCUGUCGGAGCUCCGCAUGGUGGUGCACGCCGGCACCCACGUCGACGCGCCGGGGCACAUGAUCCAGGAGCACUUCGAGGCCGGCCUCGACGUCGACAAGCUCGACCUCACUGUCCUCAAUGGUAGCUUGCGAAAGAUUAUUCUGUCCGUCUCGGCCAAGAUUAGUCUCAAUGGUUCAAUCGAAAAAUUAAUGGUCUAAACAUGGGCGGGAUUCAUUUUCCUUUAGGUGAUGUUGUCAGAUUCAGAAUAGAUGCGAAAUAGACUAUCCAUUAAUUGCUUGAAGUGCAGCAUUUUGCAUGCUAUGCUUGAUUAAAAUUCAUGUGGUUCUUGUAAAUGAUUUGACUGAUAAUGAUUGAUUCCUUUUCA